Messenger RNA from Pestalotiopsis fici W106-1, 1272 nucleotides. RefSeq lists its product as uncharacterized. Gene Ontology annotation, cellular component: fungal-type cell wall; plasma membrane. The transcript has 3 exons. Gene Ontology annotation, biological process: fungal-type cell wall organization. The record is from RefSeq and is a predicted model, not a curated record. Lineage: Eukaryota; Fungi; Ascomycota; Sordariomycetes; Amphisphaeriales; Sporocadaceae. The coding region runs from base 1 to 1272 and encodes 423 amino acids.
AUGCUUCUGCGUGCUGUUGCCCUCGCUAUCCACUUGGCAGGGCUAGCCUAUGCCGAGUGUGGCAAGUCUAUAUUCUCCGACGAUGGAAAGAUUCAAUAUCUAGACGGCUGUGCCGACAGCUCUUAUGCUGCCAACGUUACCGUUCAGCCCGGAGUGACGCGGCUGGAUAUAAGCAAUAUUACUGCUGUUGCAAACCUCGACUGCCGGGACAAUACGGAACUCACCUCCAUAUCAGCAUCCGAACUCCAGUCAGUCUAUGGAAAUGUGACUUUUUCCAACGUCUCUUCAUUGUCGUACAUUGACCUGCCCAAACUCUAUACGGCAGGUAAUGUGGUGCUUGAAAAUGUCAAGAGCAUCAACAUACCCGAGCUGUACGCUGUCGACAGCAUGCGGAUAGCAAACACUAGUGUACAAUACCUUACGCUCAUUUUAAAAGAUAUUCAAACCGGGACCGUGGAGAUCUCAGACAAUGAUCAACUGGCGCAGCUCAACUUCCCUAGUCUUACCAGUGUCAUUGGCGGAUUGGUGCUGGACAACAAUGCGAUUCUGCACGAUUUGUCGUCGAGCUUUCCGGACCUUGCCACAAUCAACGGAAAUGUGGAAAUUGUUGGCAACAUUACGGGCCUGACUCUGCCUGCGCUGGCCGAGGUCAGAGGAACAUUAAUAGUUAAUGGGUCUGAAGCGCUGCAGUCGGACUGCAAUACGCUGGACGCGGCCAUGAGCGAUGGGGCGCAACUAUCGGGUCAAUAUGAAUGCGUUGCCAGUGACGCUUGGGCAGAUUCCGACGCCACCGGGAGCGGAGAUGCAACAGAAACGGGCUCAUCGAUGACAUCCGGCACAGCGACAUCGGCGGCAGCAGCUUCGGGAGGGUCGUCGGGCGGACUAUCUUUUGCCGCCAGCGUCGGCAUCUUGUUCGGCGUCUUGGCCGUCGGGAUCGCCGGAUUAAUUGUCGCAUUGAUCCUACUGAGGCGCAAGAAGCAGGAAAAGAAGAAACAGGAGCGAGAGACCUCCAGGAGCCUCCAGGACGAAAAGCCCAUCCUCGACACGCCGGAUCCAUGGGCCAAGGCGGAGAUGUCGGGCGAAAGUGCCUUUAGCGAAUUGUCCGCAGAACCCGCCGCACCGCCGGAGCUGCAUGGAGACGAGACUUUCAAGGGAGACAAGAGCCCCAUUUACGAAAUGGACGGCAGUAUAUAUGAGAUGGAAGGGAGCGUCUAUGAGAUUCCUGGUAUCUUUGAAAUGCCAGCCGAAGAGGUUGCUCGGGGACCAAUCUAA